Molecule: messenger RNA, 3779 nt
Organism: Gambusia affinis (western mosquitofish)
Lineage: Eukaryota; Metazoa; Chordata; Actinopteri; Cyprinodontiformes; Poeciliidae
Gene: calhm6
Product: calcium homeostasis modulator family member 6
Exons: 2
Coding region: 116-1066 (316 amino acids)
Molecular function (GO): monoatomic cation channel activity
Source: RefSeq, a predicted model, not a curated record
AUUAAGAGUUCCAGGAAAUGAGAAUGUUUGUGGUGAUGCCAUUUAGACAUACGGGGUGGAAGUGAAACUGCAACGUUCAUUUCAGCUCUCUCUUUCUGUCACCCAGUAGCUACCGAUGGAUAGGUUUAAGACGAUUCUGAAUAUUGCCAGCAAGCAGACCAACCUUGGUUUUGGGUUGGUUGCUCUGUUGACAGCUGGAGGCGAGCAGAUCUUCUCCUCGGUGGCAUUCAAAUGUCCCUGCAACGAGCUGAACUUCCUGUAUGGCUUGGUCUUUCUGUUGGUUCCAGCACUGGCUUUGCUGCUGCUAGGUUAUAUUCUCAGCAAAAAGAUGUGGAUAUUGUUUACAGGUCUUUGGCACAACAAGGCAAAGUUGUGUUGUUGGAAAAACCUGGCCGCCGCUUGCACAGCUUUCAUCCAAAUCAGUUCCACAGCGCUGGUGGCACCGCUCAGCUGGUUAGCUGUUGCUCUGCUUAAUGGUAACUAUUAUGAGUGUGCAAUGACUGGAACCAAUGUGAGUGUUUACAACCAGUAUUUGUGCAAAGAUAUGAAUUCUGAGUUUGACUGUGCAAAGAAACUUCUCACACUUCCUUGUGAUAAACGUAAUGAGGAGGCUCUGCGUACAUUAAGAUCUCAGUCCCAGAUUCUAGGUUGGCUUGUCAUCACCUUCAUCAUGCUGUCCAGUUUACUGAUCACCUGCGUGGCUCGCUGUAACUCCCCCAUCAGCUAUCAGCAACUCAAGUUCUGGAGGGCAUAUGCUCAGGAGGAAAGUGAGCUCAUGGAUUUAUACACCAAUAAACACGCUAAAGAUCUUGCUGAGAGAAACCUAAAGAGCUUUUUCAAUCAGAUGGAACCUGCAAACAUCAUCACUCCCUCCAACAAGGACUGGGAGAACAUUUCCUCAUUAUAUAAGUUUAGCACCAAAGAUAACUUCUACAGCACUUUGCAUCGAUAUGUGGAGACAAACCAGGAGGGCGAUGGGAUUAGGAUGGUUUCAAUAAGAUCAAAUGAGUCGACUGACAACCCUGCUGUUCUCCAUUUCGUGGAUGGUGGAAUAGUUUCAAUGUGAAAAGAAUUGAAAUUGAUAAAGGAAUCAUUUAAAGCAUAUGAUAUAUUUCUAAACAUGAUGUAAGUGAGUUUCCUUAGGUUUAGAAGUAGGUAUGUAUGUUUGUGAUGCUCAUGGUGGCUGUAAGGAGUCAUGAUUUGAAGAAUUUUGGUUUGUUUUUUCAGUUUUGUUACAUUUUGCCUCAGUUUUGUAUUCUUGUGGACUUAUAUUCAGAAUUUCUUCUUACUUUUGAAUUUGAUCAUGUUUUUGCUAUUGUUUCACAUAUCUUUAUGUUUUUCUGGUAUUUCUGUUCGGCAGCCAAUUGUUGGUCACUUCCUCACCUCCAGCUCUCUCGCCACUGCUGAACACCAGAAAUCAUUCCCCUGUCUGACAUCUACUAAUCACUGUCCUUGUGUAUAUCCUCCCUGUUUUCCCCCUGAUUGCCAGAUCUGUAAAUGUUUCCUAUGCCCUCGUGUCUUUGGAUUACAAUGCAUGUGUUCAUUUUUCUCUGUCAUUUUGAAGGUUUUCUUCAUCACUAAACACUCAUUUAUUUCCACUCUGUUUGCUUGCCUGUUUGCCUGGGUUUUUGGUAUUCUUUGGAUGAUCUGGCAAAGUAACGGUGUCGAUGUUUAAAUUGGAUUUUUAUAUUUAAGAAUGUUGCUUGACUGUAAUUGGAAACUACUAUAUUGGCUCUUGUCAUCCGCCUUCUGCUGGCCCGUCAGUGGAAUAAUGGUUAGCUGCAUCCAAGGGUUUUGUUUUUUUUGUUUCUCUCUUUUUUGUGUGUAUUAAUCUAGCCACUUCUAGAUCUCAGAUAAUUCUUCAUAGCUUGUCUAAUGCAAAGCUAUCUCUAGAAAUUCUUUACUUCAUUGUUGUUAUUAUUCUGAUUAACCUAUACAAUUAAAAUAAGCCCUGGAGCUGAUUACUUGUAUUUACACUGGCUGUAAUGCCAGUUUGUAUGACCAAUAGACUACUUAUCUAGAGCCAGCAUAUCUAUCUCGAGGUGUUUUAGCCGAUUUUGUUGAUUUUACUCAGUUAUGGAGUUUUUCAGAAGUUCCUCUGCUGUUACAUUGGUUGAAUUUGUGGCUAUCUGGUUUGAGCUGGUUACCUUCUGACUAGUGACCAUUGUAAUUUUGGGAGGAGGGAAGUGUUAGUCUAAAAUGAGGGAUGUCUUGCAGGGGAUAGAAGAUGCCCUGCUGUGCAAUGGACACUUAAAUGUUUGUUUUUGCUUCAAAGGGGGGCUGUGUUCAGAUGCAUGUGUUGUUACUCGUGGUAUAGAUGUGUGUGUGCGUGUGGUGUUUUUUUGUUUUGUUUUUUUGUUUCCUUCUCUUACAGUUGUUGGCCAACAAUAUGCCAAGUAUCAAUCUCCGCUCAGCCAAAUUUGCUCUGCCAUACUGCAAUGUAUACAUCUCUCAUGGAAUAAUAAGGUAUGACCAGCACAGGUAAUAAUCUGAGGGUUGUUUCGUGGAAUGUGAGAGGUCUGGGAAAUGCCACUAAGAUUGCUAAGGUCAUGGCUCAUUUGCAGCAACUUAAAGGGGACAUAUUCUUCUUACAAGAAACACACCUUCGUAAUAGAGAAAUAAUGCGACUUAAAAGAAGCUGGAUUGGCCAUAUAUUUCACUCUAGAUUCAACGCCAAGGCUCGAGGAACAGCCAUACUUAUUCGUAAUAAUAUUAUGUUUGAACAACACAAAAUAAUAGCGGACACGGAGGGCCGUUUCAUAAUUGUGUUCUGCAAAUUACAAAACUCUCUGGCCAUACUAGCUUGCGUCUACGGUCUAAAUUGGGAUGACGACACCUUUGUGUCUAGACUCUUUUCGUCUAUGCCUGAUAUUGAAAACUAUUAUUUGAUCUUAGGAGGAGACUUUAAUAUGAUCCAGGAUACCCUUUUGGACAGAUCCUCAAAAAAACAAUCUCAUUAUCUAAUGCUGCAAAAAGUCUUAAUGUUAAUAAAACUGAGUUGGGACUGGUAGAUCCGUGGAGACAUGGGAACCCGGCACUUAAACAGUUUUCCUUCUUUUCCCAUGUCCACCAUACCUAUACACGCAUAGAUUUUUUCCUUAUUGACAUCAGAUGCUUUCUAAAGUAAAAGCCUGUGAUUAUCACACUAUAGCUAUAUCUGACCACUCACCAGUCUCCUUAGAUUUAGAAUUACUCUGUCAAUCUCGUUUUAAAUUUUGGAGAUUUAAUUCUAUACUGCUUACAGAGGAGGACUAUAAACAGUUUUAAAAAAAUCAGCUUUCACUCUACUUUGAUCUUAAUGACUCACCUGAUAUAUCGAGAAGCACCUUCUGGGAAGCCUCAAAAGCAUAUAUAAGAGGUCAGCUCAUUAGCUUUACUUCUAAUUUGACAAGGAAGAGGUUACAUUACACCAAUGAUUUACUGAACCAGAUUAAAGAGGUGGAUUCUAGAUAUUCAACCAACCCUGAUAUUCAAUCAAUACUGACAUGUACAAUGUCAGUAUUAUUAUUUUUUCUUUAUUUCUUUUCCUGCCUCCUUUUGAAUGCAUGUGGAUGGAUGUGUGUGUAUGUUGUGUUGCUAGAAACUGCUACAGGGACUGGAUCCCAGCAGGCUGUUUGUCUUGUGCUUGGACCUGGACGGGGUGCGUUUGGGGUGGGCUGGGUUGUGGGAGAAAUCAGCUUGAACUUCUUUUUCUCUCUAUCUAUAACUACCGUGUUUUCAUUGUACCAAUGAUUGAUGUGUGUCAAGUUGUAAAAUGCAAUAAAGGAAACUAGAUUCUG